AGUUGUGGGGGCUUGUGGACAAGUGUGCUCUGGAAGAGGUCCUGAGGGCUGGUUUUAUAGUGAAAGCCAAGCUAUGUAGACUCUUUUUUUCCCCUGAAAAAUAAUCCUAGGUAGUUUUGCUUUGUGACAAUGAAAAUACUCCUAGGUUCCGUUGGACUGGAUCGUGUCCGCUGCAAUAAAGGAAAAAAAAUAGAUGCAGGCCCGAGGAGGUAUCCAAGACGUUUCCAUGAUUUUAUACUACAUCAACUUGAAGCAUGCAGCACGAGACAACGGAAUCCCAUAAAGGGAGGUUGAGGCCAUGUGAAGGUGCCGGUGGCAAAGGGAUGAUAAGAUAGAAGGGCUUUGAUAAUGUUUCCAAAGGAACUUGAAGGUUUGCCAUGUCUAUUGCAGCAAAAGGACCUUGGUGAGCUAUAAUGUUUAUGUGUACUAUAUAAGUAUUGAUAGUAGUAGUACUAAACAUAUGAUAGUAGUAGUACUACUAAACAGAAUCCCAACAAAUAUAGUGUUGGAAUAAUCCAAAACAUAUGUUAGUAGUGGUACCAAGUAUUUGAGUCUACAAUGUAGAUAGAAGUUGGAGUUGGAUCAUGUUCAGAUUGUGUUUAGCACGUCUAGGUUGUUUGAAUCGGUCCGUGUCUCACUGGUAGCAUACACAUAGGGUUCCAAUACUGUACCGUGAAGAAAAGGAGAAAAAUAAGGAGAAAAUUUAGGGUACGAGACGUACCUUUAGCCAAAGUUUUUGUGCGCGUGUGUUUGUGCACGUUUAUGUGAUCGAUACUGUGGGCGAGUUUCAACAUAUAGAAGUGACUUAUAAAAUAAUCUAGGUAGGAGGCAGCUUAUUUGAGAAAAAAAAUUGUGUCUUAGGCUUACCCUAAGAUGCAUGUCUCGGAGACCUGACUCUAGGUAAACGCGUAGAUCUUGAUCGGCUCCAAUGGCAAACAAAACAACGAAAAUACAUCCCCACUUUAUCUCCGGCCGGUCGUCGUCGCCGCACCCGGACCGAGACACUUUGUGUGUUGUGUAGUGCUGUAGAUAGACACAAGAUGCGCUCCCCUAGGAAAACAAAUGAAAGGCUGACACCAUUUUCUUAAAUAGGAUUGGCACCGGGUUUUUAAAAUAGACUGACACCGUUUCAAACUGGGUGUACCUAGCUUGACCCAGGCUGUCAUUUAUUCUUAACUGGGUUUAAGUAUUCUUACACUUACACACACAAGUAGUACUGGGAAUACUUGAGCUGUAGCAGGUCCAUUGCUAUACAAAGUACACAGACUUGCUGCCAGUAAGGAUUCGCUGGGUUGCUCUGGAGGGGAGGCAAGAGUCCGGCUGGGAGCGAAGCCCAAGGAGGAGAAGCCAGCAAGAAGCUAGCUAGAAGCAGCUUGUAGAUUGUACUCCUCUUGGGUAAGCUAGAUGGAUCUAGUGGGCAGCGUCGGCCAAAUCGUCAAAAUCGCGCUGCAGAUACAGGAGCUGGUGGAGACGGCUUACCAGAACAAGGAGGACUGCAAGAAGAUCGCAAUGCGCGUGAAAAGGCUUCGCGCAAUCGUGGAACGCCUCAGCAGCACCGAUGUCGCCAGCGAGAAAACCAUGAUUGAUGCGCUCAACGACCUCGAGGAGACGUUCCUUCAGGCCCUCAAGCUCGUCAAGGCCUGCCAGACCAAGAACAAAGUGUGGCUCUUCCUCAGGGCCGGGAACGUAUCCAAACAGCUGCGUGAGGUCAAGGACGAGAUGAUGGAUCAUAUGCACAUUGCCAACUUCGGCAACUGCGCCCAGCAGACUGUCAUUAUCACCGAAGCACUGAUUAGAGACCCGGCAGUGAAUGCAAAGAAAUAUGUCAAAGUUCUGUCGAUGCAAGGAGAGCAGGAAAUGCAGGUGGUUGGUAGCCGUUUGGUAUGCCAGGACACAGAUAUUCGUAUUGCUGAGGGAGAUCAGGUGGAGGACGAAAAUGCCAGUUACCCAAACGAUGUUACAAGGUCUGAAAUUCAUGGCGAGGAAGAAAGUUUUCCAGCAGGAAGCUUGGAGGAUACUAUAUCACAAUUCAGAAAUUUCAGUUCAUCUGAACUGAAGGCAAUUACAAAAAACUUUUCAAAUCAACAUGUGAUUGGCAAAGGUGGUUCUGCUAUCGUUUACAAGGGUGUAUUGGCCAACGGAGCAGAGGUUGCCAUCAAGAGUUUCUGUGUGGAUGCUUCAGAAGAUGGAAAUGUAGUGCGUUAUGCUGAAGUUUUCUCAGUGCUACAACAGCACGAGAAUGUAGUUAAAUUUCUGGGAUAUUGCCACGAAACAAAGAUUCAAAUGGUUCCAAUCGAAGGCAAAUGUGUGGCUGCUGAAAGGCGUCAUAUGUUGGUGGUGGAAGAGUACAUGCCCAACGGAAGCUUGUCCGAUAUUAUCGAUGGGUCAUCGCAGCAGCUGGACUGGACCUCCGCAUUUCGUAUCAUUCGAGGGAUUGCACAGGGCGUAGCUCACAUCCACACCAAAGGGGUUGUCCAUUUGGAUCUGAAACCAGCCAACAUCCUCUUGGAUUCCAACAUGAAUCCUAAGAUUUGUGACUUUGAGAGGUCUAAAAUACUGAAACCAGCCAACAGCAAAGGGGCUGUCCAUUGGGAUCUGAAACCAGACAACAUCCUCUUGGAUUCCAACAUGAAUCCUAAGAUUUGUGACUUUGGGAUAUCUAAAAUACUGAAUCAAAAGGAUGAAGAUGUCGCUGAGAAUGUGACGCAAGAGUUGGCGGGAACACUGGGCUACUUACCUCCGGAAUACAUCGCAGAUGGUAUUUUUUCAUUUAAACAUGAUGUGUUCAGCUUCGGCAUUCUCCUCCUCCAUACCAUUAGCAAGUCAGGACUUCUGCAAGAUUCAACUGAUUGGAUUCCAAAUGCAAUUAAAGGGGAAGACAACAUGGACAGCUUAUUAGAUCCUUCAUCGCGUAAUGAGUCCGAGCUAAAGGAGAUAAAAAGAUGCAUGGACAUCGGACUGCAGUGCACCGCGAAGGAGCGGACUGAAAGACCCACCAUGUCGGAUGUUAUUGACUUGCUAGACGGCAAGGAACUGCUCCGGAAGCCCCCAACGGGGAAUAAGGCUUCGUCAUUUAAGAAGAAAGGCAAGGCAUGAUCUCCCAGAUUGUGAUGUGGUUUGGAUCCUGGAGAAGUGCGCAAUAGGUUUGUGAUGCAUUAAAUAGAAUGCUGCUAGUUUGGUUGUAAGACGAGAUCAUUCUCCAAUUCAAAUUUCUAUAUAAAUAGUCACCAACCAAUGCACCUGCAAGGGCUAGCACAAAUGAGUUUUUCGGUUGUAUUAAAGUUUGAUGAGUUUUCAUUUGUAUGCAUCAGUUCGUCUUGCUAUUAAUGCUUUGUCAAGGUUGCCAUGUUUUGAGAUUUA
Messenger RNA from Triticum aestivum (bread wheat), 3360 nucleotides. RefSeq names its product G-type lectin S-receptor-like serine/threonine-protein kinase At4g03230. Bases 1405 to 3096 code for a protein of 563 amino acids. The record is from RefSeq and is a predicted model, not a curated record. Gene Ontology annotation, molecular function: ATP binding; protein kinase activity. Gene Ontology annotation, biological process: protein phosphorylation; cell surface receptor signaling pathway. The transcript has 10 exons. NCBI's taxonomy places the organism in Eukaryota, Viridiplantae, Streptophyta, Magnoliopsida, Poales, Poaceae.